UGCGGAAGAUGGCGUCCCGGUGCAGCUGUCAAAACGUGUGAGUUUAAUACUGUUUGACAUUCUGUUAUCAACACGGACUCUCGAUUUGGACUAAAAUGCGCUUAUAAUAACUUGAGAUCAUUGCUUGAUAAGCGGAGACGACGUCUGCAUGGAGGGUGAAGAUGUUUUCUUCCGUAUGGAGGUGACAUUGGGGAGGACAGAGGCUGCAUCUUACACUAUAUAAGCGAAAGACCGUGUCAGAUCUCUCAUGUGAAGUUAUUUGAAAAUACCAAUGAACAUUAACUAAUUUAAGUAACUGGUACUUUAGUUUUAUUUGUUUUAAAAUGGCUUGGAGGUCACGGAUCUCUUCCAUUGGACGGAGGAAUCUAAGUAUUUUUUCACACCCGUCUCCCUCGAGCUGGACUAAAGUGGUGUCUGACGCGGAAAAGAUCGUAGGAUAUCCCACCUCAUUCAUGAGUUUACGGUGUUUACUCAGUGAUGAGCUCAGUAACGUGGCCAUGCACGUGAGGAAGCUGGUCGGGACGAAACACCCUCUUCUUAACACCGCCAGAGGAUUUGUGUAUGACAGCCGGAAUAAUCUACAGAUGCGAGGGCUAGUAGUGCUACUCGUGUCAAAAGCAGCCGGUCCCAGUACUAGCACCAGUGACCCCAUACACGACAGUAUGAUUAGCGGCAUCUACUCCAGUCAGCGUAACUUGGCUGAGAUCACAGAGCUGAUCCACACUGCGUUCCUGGUGCAUCGUGGCAUUGUAAAUCUAAAGGAGUGGACAAACUCAGAUGGCCCCCUCAAAGAUAUGCAGUUUGGCAAUAAGAUGGCUGUCCUGAGUGGCGAUUUCCUGUUGGCGAAUGCCUGUACGGGACUGGCCCAGCUCAACAACACCAAGGUGGUGGAGCUGAUCUCCAGUGCUAUCGGAGAUGUGGUGCAGGGAAUCUAUCAUGAGAGCUCCAGUUCUGCAGAGGAAGGGAGUCUAACAGUUGCUUCCUGGGAAGACCAGACAUUUCUGUCACAUGGUGCUUUGCUUGCCAAGAGUUGUAAGGCAGCAAUGGAGCUUGCCAAACACUGUCCUGAAGCUCAAAAUGUGGCUUUUCAGUACGGAAAACACCUUGCUCUUGGACACAAGUUAAACUCUGAUCUGCAGCCGUUUAUGAAGAGUGCGUCAGAACCAGCUGUGUUUAGUUUAGACUCAGCUCCUGUAUUAUUCCACAAACAGAUUAUAGGACCUGAGAGAUGGCGGCACCAGCUACAACAGACCCAGAAUAUGGCUAGACAGAUUGAUUACACAAAGCUCUGGGGCUUGAUAAAGAUGGAAAGAGGCGUGAGCCAAGCGCUAGAUCUGUGCAGUUACCACGGCAACAAAGCUUUAGAGGCCAUGAAGUGUUUCCCGCCCUCAGAGGCUCGGUCAGCACUGGAAAACAUGGCCUGCGCCGUCACCAAGUUCUGAAGAUGGUUUUUGAGCUGGAUGUAGAUGUAAAUCCAAUUCUAUUUGAUCCAGAAGCAGUUGAUUCAUGCUGAACCUGAGCCCCUCUUGGACUCUGAUCAUGGAGUUUUGAAGUUCUGACCUGCUUUCUUUGAAGGACAAUGAUACAGCUCUACAGAUGACAAAGAUGAUGCUGGUGUAGAACUGACAUAUGUCUUAAAUACAGAUUUAAUGGGAUGGUUCACCCAAAAUGAAAAAUCUUAUCAUCUUGUUCUCACCAUUAUGUUGUUCCAAACCCAUUUGAUUUGUUUUAUCUUCCAUGGAAAACAAAGAUGAGAAGUCAUUUUCAUUGUAUAGUAAAAAUGUCCCCUUUUGUGUUCGACAGAAGAAGAUUAGUCAAACAGAUUUGGAACAACAUGAGUGUGAGUUAAUGAUGACAGAAAUUAUGGCAGAAUCACCCAUUCAUUUAUGGGUGAACUAUCCCAUUAAGUGUGCAAGAGGAAAUAAAAGUCAAUUAUCACACAUGACUGCACAAUCCAGUUUACAUUCUAUGUAAAAAUUCUCAUAGACACUUUGCAUUUGGUCACCAAAUCAGAGAUAUCUUUUAAAAUAAAACACGCUGUCUGCAA
This is a messenger RNA of Xyrauchen texanus (razorback sucker), 2047 nucleotides long. RefSeq names its product prenyl (decaprenyl) diphosphate synthase, subunit 2 (gene pdss2). NCBI's taxonomy places the organism in Eukaryota, Metazoa, Chordata, Actinopteri, Cypriniformes, Catostomidae. Gene Ontology annotation, molecular function: prenyltransferase activity. Gene Ontology annotation, biological process: isoprenoid biosynthetic process; ubiquinone biosynthetic process. Gene Ontology annotation, cellular component: mitochondrion; transferase complex. The coding region runs from base 324 to 1442 and encodes 372 amino acids. The record is from RefSeq and is a predicted model, not a curated record. The transcript is spliced from 8 exons.